Neomonachus schauinslandi (Hawaiian monk seal) is the source of this 1313-nucleotide messenger RNA. RefSeq names its product lysophosphatidic acid receptor 1 (gene LPAR1). NCBI's taxonomy places the organism in Eukaryota, Metazoa, Chordata, Mammalia, Carnivora, Phocidae. Bases 168 to 1262 code for a protein of 364 amino acids. Gene Ontology annotation, biological process: phospholipase C-activating G protein-coupled receptor signaling pathway; neurogenesis. Gene Ontology annotation, cellular component: membrane. The record is from RefSeq and is a predicted model, not a curated record. Gene Ontology annotation, molecular function: lysophosphatidic acid receptor activity. The transcript has 4 exons.
CGGGGCCCGCGCUUUGUGCGGCGUCUGCGGCCCGGACCCGCCCAAGUGACACGUGCACAGCUCCUCCUAGCAUGACUGUGAUCUGAUCAACAACCAAGGUAACUUGACUCCUGUGGCUGGCACUGCUGUGCUGGGGCCUGGUCACUGCCCACAACUACAGAGCUGCCAUGGUUGCUGCCUUCACUUCAACCCCUGUAAAUUCACAACCACAGUUCACAGCCAUGAAUGAACCACAGUGCUUCUACAAUGAGUCCAUUGCCUUCUUUUAUAACCGGAGUGGAAAGUAUCUUGCCACAGAAUGGAACACGGUCAGCAAGCUGGUGAUGGGACUUGGAAUCACUGUCUGUAUCUUCAUCAUGUUGGCCAACCUACUGGUCAUGGUAGCAAUCUAUGUCAACCGCCGCUUCCAUUUUCCUAUUUAUUACUUAAUGGCUAAUCUGGCUGCUGCAGACUUCUUUGCUGGGUUGGCUUAUUUCUACCUGAUGUUCAACACAGGACCCAACACUCGGAGAUUGACUGUCAGCACGUGGCUCCUCCGCCAGGGCCUCAUUGACACCAGCCUGACGGCGUCUGUGGCCAACUUACUGGCUAUUGCGAUUGAGAGGCACAUUACGGUUUUCCGCAUGCAGCUCCACACACGGAUGAGCAACCGGCGGGUGGUGGUGGUGAUUGUGGUCAUCUGGACUAUGGCCAUUGUCAUGGGUGCUAUCCCCAGUGUGGGCUGGAACUGCAUCUGCGAUAUCGAAAAUUGUUCCAACAUGGCACCCCUCUACAGUGACUCUUACUUAGUGUUCUGGGCUAUUUUCAACUUGGUGACCUUUGUCGUCAUGGUGGUUCUCUAUGCUCAUAUCUUUGGCUAUGUUCGCCAGAGGACUAUGAGAAUGUCUCGGCAUAGUUCUGGACCCCGGAGGAAUCGGGAUACCAUGAUGAGUCUUCUGAAGACUGUGGUCAUUGUGCUUGGUGCCUUUAUCAUCUGCUGGACUCCUGGAUUGGUCCUGUUACUUCUCGAUGUGUGCUGUCCACAGUGUGACGUCCUGGCCUAUGAGAAAUUUUUCCUUCUGCUCGCCGAGUUCAACUCCGCCAUGAACCCCAUCAUCUACUCCUAUCGCGACAAGGAGAUGAGUGCCACCUUCAGACAGAUCCUGUGCUGCCAGCGUGGUGACGGCACCAGUGGCCCCACGGAAGGCUCUGACCGCUCAGCUUCCUCCCUCAACCACACCAUCUUGGCCGGAGUUCACAGCAAUGACCACUCUGUGGUUUAGAAAGGCAACUAAGAUGAGAAGCCAGCCAUCAUGGACGGAGGGAUGAACAGC